Messenger RNA from Microdochium trichocladiopsis, 3221 nucleotides. RefSeq names its product WD40-repeat-containing domain protein. The transcript has 2 exons. NCBI's taxonomy places the organism in Eukaryota, Fungi, Ascomycota, Sordariomycetes, Xylariales, Microdochiaceae. The record is from RefSeq and is a predicted model, not a curated record. Gene Ontology annotation, cellular component: small-subunit processome; Pwp2p-containing subcomplex of 90S preribosome. Gene Ontology annotation, molecular function: protein binding. Gene Ontology annotation, biological process: ribosomal small subunit assembly; maturation of SSU-rRNA from tricistronic rRNA transcript (SSU-rRNA, 5.8S rRNA, LSU-rRNA). Bases 281 to 3016 code for a protein of 911 amino acids.
CAUGCCUAUGGCAGUGAAUACUGCUACAGGAUAACCCUCCUCACAACCGCCUCCCUCGUGACAACCGGCAUAGUGCAGACUGCAAGCGGGCUGCUUUUGUGUGUACAGAGAGCCAUUAUUUUUGCGAUCCAUACACAACUGCAGCACAGCCGCGCUUGUAAUCACCUUGCGAACGAAUUGCUUGGACCAGUCCAGAGCUGCGCAGCACCUCGAGUUUGCGCCAACUCCAGCACAGCCUUCUCAGACAUUGCCCCUCGCUGGGCAUGGAGGUGUAGGGACAAUGAAGACCGACUUCAAAUUCUCCAACCUGCUUGGGACUGUCUACAGCCAAGGCAACCUCGUCUUCAGCCCAGACGGGACUGCCCUGUUCUCCCCCGUUGGCAACAGGGUCACCGUCUUCAACCUCGUCGAGAACACCUCACACACUCUGCCUUUUGCGCACCGAAAAAACAUCUCCCGACUCGGACUCUCCCCGCGGGGCAACCUCUUGCUCACCGUCGACGAAGAUGGCUUUGCAAUCCUGACCAACGUACCUCGUCGGAUAUCCAUAUAUCACUUCACCUUUAGAUCAGCAGUCACGGCUCUGGCCUUCUCACCCUCGGGCAGGCAUUUCGCUGUAGGGCUGGGCCGCAGAACCGAAGUAUGGCAAGUCCCGUCGACUCCAGACUCAAACACCAAUGGUGCGCUCGAGUUUGCGCCAUUCGUACGCCACCACACACACAUGGGUCACUUCGACGAUGUUCAGCACAUAGAGUGGUCCAGCGACUCGCGCUUCUUCAUCACAGCAUCCAAGGACUUGACCGCAAGGAUAUGGAGUCUGGACGCGACUGAGGGGUUCACUCCUACUGUGUUGUCCGGCCACAAACAAGCGCUGGUUGGUGCCUGGUUCUCCCGAGAUCAAGAGACGAUUUAUACAGUCAGCAAGGAUGGUGCGGUCUUUGAUUGGCAGUACGUGCUGCCUCGCAAAGCUCGUGAACAGGGCGGCGACGACGACGAAAUGGAGGACGCCGAUGCGGCAGACAUGAGGUGGCGCGUCGUCAAGCGCAACUACUUCAUGCAAGGCAAUGCAACUGUGCGCUGCGCGUCAUACCACCCAGAGUCAAACCUCCUCGUUGCCGGGUUCUCCAACGGCGUCUUUGGCCUGUACGAGAUGCCCGAGUUCAACCAGGUUCACACUCUCAGCAUCUCACAAAACGAGAUCGAUUAUGUCACGAUAAACAAGAGCGGCGAGUGGCUCGCCUUCGGCGCGUCGAAACUUGGCCAGCUGCUGGUAUGGGAGUGGCAGUCCGAAUCAUAUAUUCUCAAGCAGCAAGGCCACUUCGACUCCAUGAACUCGUUAGUCUACUCACCAGACGGCCAGCGGAUAGUAACGACUGCGGACGACGGCAAGAUCAAGGUCUGGGAUGUCAACUCGGGUUUCUGCAUCGUGACAUUCACAGAACACACAAGUGGCGUUACGGCCUGCGAGUUUGCGAAAAAGGGCAACGUCCUGUUCACAUCCAGCCUGGACGGCUCAGUUCGCGCCUGGGACCUGAUCCGGUACCGGAACUUCAGAACAUUCACCGCACCUACGCGGUUGUCAUUCUCGUGUAUGGCUGUCGAUCCCAGCGGCGAAGUCGUGGCAGCCGGCUCUCUCGACUCUUUCGACAUUUAUAUUUGGUCCGUGCAAACGGGUCAACUGCUCGACCAACUUUCUGGCCACGAAGGCCCGGUCUGCUCACUGGCAUUUGCGCCAAACGGGGACAUCCUUGUCAGCGGCAGUUGGGAUCGCACAGCCAGAAUGUGGUCCAUCUUCAACCGAACGCAGACGAGUGAGCCCCUGCAACUUCAGGCAGAUGUGCUCGACAUUGCCGUGCGUCCUGACUCGGCACAACUUGCCAUCUCGACGCUGGAUGGCCAAUUGAGCUUCUGGUCUGUCACGGAAGCCGAACAGAUCUCUGGCGUCGACGGGCGGAGAGACGCUUCUGGCGGCCGCAAGAUCUCUGAUCGGAGAACAGCGGCAAACGUUGCGGACACCAAGAGCUUUAGCACAAUUAGAUAUUCCACGGACGGCAGCUGCCUGUUGGCAGCUGGUAGCAGCAAGUACAUCUGCCUGUACUCUGUGAGCACAAUGGUGCUGCUCAAGAAGUUCACUGUCAGCGUCAACCUCUCUUUAUCUGGCACGCAGGAAUUCCUGAACAGCAAGCUCCUCACCGAAGCUGGACCGGAGGGCCUCCUGGACGACGAGGCCGAGAACUCGGACUACGAAGGCCGGAAAGACAAGACCUUGCCAGGCUCCAAGCGUGGUGGUGACCCAUCGGCUCGGAGCAAGCACCCGGAGGUCAAGGUCAACAGCGUGGGCUUUGCGCCGACGGGCACGUCCUUCUGUGCGGCGUCCACCGAGGGCCUCCUUAUCUACAGUCUGGACAACCACCUGCAGUUUGACCCCUUUGAUCUGAACAUGGAGAUCACCCCGGCGUCGACACUCGCCGUGCUCGAGAACGAGAGGGACUACCUCAAGGCCCUCGUCAUGGCUUUCCGCCUGAACGAGGCCGGCCUAAUCAAGCGCGUCUUCCAGGCGACGCCGCACGCCGAGAUCCCCCUCGUCGUCGAGCAGUUUCCGACCGUGUACGCCUCGCGGCUGCUGCGGUUCGUGGCCGCGCAGACCGAGGAGAGCCCCCACAUUGAGUUCUGCCUGCUGUGGAUCAAGGCCCUCGUCGACAAGCACGGCGCGUGGCUGGCCGCGAACCGCAGCAAGGUUGACGUCGAGCUGCGCAUCGUGGCGCGAGCGGUGGCCCGGAUGCGCGACGACAUCAGGCGGCUCGGCGAGGAGAACGUGUACAUGGUGGAAUACCUCCUCGGCCAGGCGGAUUGCAAGGCGGCGGCGGCGGACGGCGAGGGCGGCGGCAAGUUCCUCACCACCAACGGCGGCAGCGAUGUGUCGACGAAGCUGCUUCUUGCGGGCCAGGCAGAGGGGGCUAUGCUGGACCUGGAGAUGGAGUCUGAAGGCGAGGAGGAGUGGAUUGGUUUGGAUUGAGCAUUAGCAGUUAUAAUGAAUGGCAUGUCCACAUGUGAAGCCCAGAGAGAGAGAUCCCCCCGAUGCUUUGGGAUUUGUGUCUGUAUAUAACUUUCUCCCUGGCGCAUUGGCAAGAAAGGUCGAGUAGACUAUCUGGAUUAAAAAAAAGAUGCAAGGUUCAAAAAGCAUGCCUAAAGCAGUCCUCCUGAUGUCCGUACACGAUGAG